AUGGCGACGGUCAGGCGGAAAGCAUGCGAAAGGUGCUGGCGGAGAAAACAGAAAUGUGACAGGCUGCUCCCGACAUGCACAAAUUGUGCAGAGGCCAAUGCCGCCUGUGCUUCACGCAAUCUGACAUACACACCUGCGCCCGAUCAGGUCGGCCUUGCCAUUGAACGUGGUGAAAGCUACAUCAGUUCACUCAAGCGCAAGGUCGACCAUUUGCAGACUCUACAAGCCAACAAGGAAGCACGUCUGGACGGCCACACUCUUCACCAUGAACCAAACACAGAACGGCCAACGUCAGACGACGACAACAAUGAGACUGCGGCUACAAGCCAAGCCGAUCCUAUGGAAACACAGCACUCACGCGAGACUUUGAACGAAAUUGGAAGUCUUGUCUUGACGGCCAUGGCCGAGCCCGGAGACCAUGACAUUAUCUCCGCCUUGUCGACCACGGCCUUCCUGCGAGCUGAGACUGGAGGACCUGUGAGGGGCACCGGAGACUCCGUCACAGAAUUUUUGAAUCAGGCGCAAUCUGAAAUCCUCUUCCCCCACGAUGCCACGGCACAAUUUCUGGCGAAAUUCCGCGCCGACUUCGACGCACGUUAUGGCAUUGACUACGAAGAAUUGACAGAAGAUCACAAGUUGGUCGUGCUGCGCCACAAUGACCGUGAAGCAGUCGAGGGUGAGAUGGCUUUUUCAUUCGCGUUUGUCUACCUCGCUGUUGCCAUUGGUAUACUAGUGACACCGGAAGCUCGUCACUGUCAAGGUCUCGCGACAAAGCUGCACCACGUUGCCAUAAAAUUGAUCACCAAAGACGAUCUAGACCAGUCUCCUCUGACAGGACUACGCUGCCUACUUGCGCUAACGAUAUAUGCACUCUACAGCAACAAUGGAGGAUGUCCAUGGCGAUUGGUGAAUAUGGCAGCGCAACAAGCGGUACUCUUGGGCGUACACCGCGGACCAACUGCGGAAGGGGUUCCUGGUGUCACCGCUGCAAGCCGAAAACUGUUCAUCUCUUUGUAUCUGCUGGAGAGAAGUGUGACAUCUUCCAUGCACCGUCCAUUUGCGUUGCAAGAUGAAGACAUAUCGUCUGCGUUCUGGCAUGCCAACAACCACCAAGCCAGACGUUCUCGAGCCGACAAAAUACAUCUUGUUGACCAAGCUCAACUCAUAUCAUCGAUGCAAGGAGAUCUGUUGUUCCAGUUCAGCAGUUUCAGACACUGGGAGGAAACAUUACCGCUGAACUUUGGGCAUGUCGAGUCGUACAGCGACGAAUCAGUCGAUGCAAAUGGACAUCUGCUCCAACUAUCCUGUCGUACUUUGGUCCAGAUAUCCUUGUCAGACGUACGUGGUGUGCGCUAUUGCAGACUGCACAUGUUUGAGAAUGAGGAGAGUCUUGAAGAACAGACAUUGUCGCGUGCUCGGACAUUCGUUUCCUUGUUGCAAAAACGUCUUGAUGAGGGAACUCUGAUACCAUGUAGAUUGGACCUUUACGACAUACUCAGCGCCUGUGUCGUGUGUUGUCUAACGGUCGAAGAAUCAACAUGUGCCGGUCGCUCAACUUUGGUGGAACUUUUGCACUUGUCGUUUGGUCUCUUCAACGCUGUUGCCGAAGCCUUCGAUGAAGCUAAACUGUUCCGAAAAGCAUUGGAAAUGAUCGUCAGCCUCAAAUUUGCCGACUCAAAUGCCAUCGGAAUCGGGCGUGCCGAAGACGGUCUCGUGCUUGCUAUGAUCGACACCCCAGGGAAAGUGCCCCGCUUCGUUCGGAACGCUCUCCACGAUAUUCGAGCGUCGGAUAUCCGACGGAACUCGACCGAGCCUCCACUUCUGACUGCAAUGACAAUGCACCCAUAUACUACACAGACAAUAUAA
Aureobasidium melanogenum CBS 110374 is the source of this 1866-nucleotide messenger RNA. RefSeq lists its product as uncharacterized. Gene Ontology annotation, biological process: DNA-templated transcription; positive regulation of transcription by RNA polymerase II. Gene Ontology annotation, molecular function: sequence-specific DNA binding; DNA-binding transcription factor activity, RNA polymerase II-specific; zinc ion binding. The transcript has a single exon. The coding region runs from base 1 to 1866 and encodes 621 amino acids. The record is from RefSeq and is a predicted model, not a curated record. NCBI's taxonomy places the organism in Eukaryota, Fungi, Ascomycota, Dothideomycetes, Dothideales, Saccotheciaceae.